AUAAUAAACAACAGUAAUGUUUCUUCAGGCUGAAGAAAGGACUCUGAAAAGAGUGAGAAGAAAGAUCCGCAACAAGCAGUCUGCUCAGGAGAGCCGUAAAAAGAAAAAGGUGUAUGUGGAUGGUUUAGAGAGCAGAGUGGCAGCCUGCACUGCCCAGAACCAGGAACUGCAGAAGAAGGUGCAACAGCUACAGAAGCAAAAUAUGUCUCUGAUAGAGCAGUUGAGGAAGCUGCAGUCACUGAUGAAACAGACCACGAUGAAGACAACAACUACCAGUACCUUCAUCAUGGUCUUCCUGUUGUCCUUCUGUUUGAUUAUCUUCCCAAGCGUAAAUCCGUUUGGCAGCAGUAGAAACCAGAAGGAUCUAUACAUCUCUUCAAAUGUACUUUCAAGAAAUAUUCGAUCCCUUCCUUCCAUGGAAACGAACAAGUUGGAAUAUGGAGAAGGGGCUAAAGACAUGGACAGCAAAGAUGUUUUCCUUCCCAGCAUAGAACACAUCAAGACCACGCUGAAGCCUGGUGGCCAGAAUCACACCCCAGAUUAUCAGAAAGUAGAUCAAGCCGAGUCAGAAUCUGCCGUCAGCAGCAACUCGUCCUCCGACUUCCCGUCUCAGGGUAAAACCAACCUCGCACCCGCAGCCGGCCAGGACAAUCGCCAGGCCUCGGCAAGAGAAGUAAGGGAUUAUCAGACUACAGGCCCUGCAGUGAAUAAAGACGACUGGAUGGACAGGAAAAGCACUUCUGUAAUAAUACAGCAGCAUCGCUCUGAUGAAAUGUAGAGGAUCUUCCCUGCUUCCUUCCAGGAAGAAGGGGAAAAUACUGUGCACUGUCUGUUCCAUGCACUGCCCUGAAGUGUAUUGUGACAUCUAGAAAAUAAUGGUCUCUGCAAAGACAUGAACAUGUGAAAUGUGAUCCCUUAAUGUCUUUUUAAGGUAGAAAAAAUGCCUGCAAAACAUUUUUUUUUCAUCGCGGGAAGCGGUGAUGAUAAAAUAUAUGCUUUUCCCAGUUUGGGAAUUUUAAAACUCUUAGUUAUUUCAGCCUUUUGCUUUUGUUAGCAUGGUUAUUAUUUACUGGGGCAGUAUUGCAGAGUGGUGAUUAGGGCUUUCAACUUAUAACUGAAGGAUUGUGACUGAGCACUGCUAUUGCACUCAUGAGCAAGGUACUGCACUCGGAUUGCUUCGGUAAAAAGCCCAGCAGGCUGGCUUUCUCGGGUCCCUUAAGGAUUUUCCUUGAGUCAAAAUUAAAGUUGCAGGUCCCCUCAUAGUGUUCAAGCUUGAAAAGUUCACUUCUUUAGCCCAUCCGAGUUAGAGAUCCUUUGGAAAUGCGGUCAAAGAAAUGUGAUGAACUAAACAAACUGCCCUCAGCAAUAAAGAUAAUGAGGAAGAAGAAACAGUGUUUUUGACUGUGAAGGACUAGUUCUUUAAUUGGAAAUGUGUUUGCUGACAAUUAAAGGUGCCAUAGGAGGCAUGCCUAGAGAGUUAAUUUAGCAAAAGCUUGGCAUUCCCAUUGCUACACGUUGUAACACAUUUCCAGCAUCUACAAAAAAUAAUUAAAACAACAUCUUCAUCAUCAAAUCCCAAAUAAAGGUUUGGUUAAGAAGUCCAUGUUUUGGCUAUACAGUAAUACAGGCAGAAUGUUUCCUUUUUUCAUGGAUUUUCAUGUCUUUAGACACUACAGGUGAUCAUGAUUUUUACUCUCAGCGCUGAAAGUUGCUUUUACUUUUGUAUAUUUUACCUGUUUUUUACAUUUAGAAAUAACAUAGAACAUUCCCAGUACUAAAGAGUAUUAAAAGUCUUGUUGGCAGAUGCAACAUAUGAAACAUUUGGUAGAGGCUGGAUCAUUUUUAUUUGUAUAUAGGAGAAGAAUGAUAUAUUAUUGCUAAAUGUAUUUGUGCUGGUUUUCCGGUGUGUAUAUAUAUAUAAAACAUCAAGAGACGAAAUGCUAUGACCUGCAAUAUCAGCGAUUGCAUUUUUUGUGAAUGUUUUUAUGUGGCAUUUUGUAUAGAAAAGUAACAAAGUCUUCUUUUCAGUUAAAGAACUGUUUCUCCGUUUUUUCCCUCGCGCACCUUACCGCUGUGAUAUUCUUGUACUGGUCUGUUAAUUGUAAUCGAGUUCAGUUUUGUUUUCACGAUCUUUUUAAUAAAAGCAUAAUGGACACCAACAGA
Lepisosteus oculatus (spotted gar) is the source of this 2163-nucleotide messenger RNA. The record is from RefSeq and is a predicted model, not a curated record. NCBI's taxonomy places the organism in Eukaryota, Metazoa, Chordata, Actinopteri, Semionotiformes, Lepisosteidae.